Messenger RNA from Ylistrum balloti, 720 nucleotides. RefSeq lists its product as uncharacterized. Lineage: Eukaryota; Metazoa; Mollusca; Bivalvia; Pectinida; Pectinidae. Gene Ontology annotation, molecular function: nucleic acid binding. Bases 1 to 720 code for a protein of 239 amino acids. The transcript has a single exon. The record is from RefSeq and is a predicted model, not a curated record.
AUGCUUGGGACUUUGGACGAUGACCAGAAGAAGGACUGGAAGCGGUAUCUAGGCCCAUUGACAUUUGCGUACAUCUGUAUUCGCCACGACACCACCAGCUACUCACCCUUUGAGUUGUUGUUCGGGAGGCAGCCUAGACUUCCAGUUGAUUUGGUAUUAGGGUUGGAGGAACCUGGGAGCAGUGUCAGGAUGCCGGAGUAUGCUAAGGAUCUGAGGAAGUGUAUGUCUCAGUCAUUUGAGUUGGCUUACAAGAAAGCCAGGGAGGCCCAGCAUCGACAGAAAGUGACGUGCGAUGUCAGAGCUCGACAUGCCAUGUUGGACAUUGGCGAUCGCGUUUUGGUCAAGAUCUUGGCGUUUGAGGGUCGACAUAAGCUUUCGAACAGAUGGGAGUCUGAUGUGUACAUGGUGAUUGGUCAGGAGAAUCAGGACAUACCCGUUUAUCAACUCAGGAAGGAGAGUGGUGAAGGCAGGGUAAGGACUCUGCACCGGAACCAUCUAUUGCCGGUCGGGUCAUUACCGAUAGACAGAGAUAUCCGGAAGAUUCGGCCACACCUAGCACCUUGGGUGAAGGCGAGAGCGAAUCUUAGGAGCGCGCCAGCGGAGGAGUCUGUUGUUGUUCACGUGUCAUCAGAAGACUCUGACAGUGAUGAUAGUAACAGUUCGUGUAUAUUGGGGGAGGAUGUGUCUACACACAUCUCGCGGCCACCCAUACCUGAUUGA